Messenger RNA from Aegilops tauschii subsp. strangulata, 1532 nucleotides. RefSeq lists its product as uncharacterized. Lineage: Eukaryota; Viridiplantae; Streptophyta; Magnoliopsida; Poales; Poaceae. The record is from RefSeq and is a predicted model, not a curated record.
GGGAGCUUCGGGCCGACCUUGAUUGCGGUUGAAGAGGGCGGGGAAGCUUGCUGCCGGAUCGAUUGGGGCGCUUGCUUUCCGGGCGGUGCCGCUUUCGGCAGUAAAGGCGGGGGGAUCUUGCGCCCACCUGCCGCCGGAUCGAGAAAUCCCCUGCGGCAGCGGUCCGUAUAGCCGCGGGCAGGAGGGUGCCGCGCGCCGCCGCUCCCCCUGUCCGGCAUUGCGGGGAGCUCCGCCGGGCUCUGAGCGGGGGCCGCACGCACGCAGGGUGUUUGCUGAAAAGCGCGGCGCGGGCGAGCCAUGAGGGACUUCCCGUCCUGCUUCGGGGAGAGCGGCGUCCAGAUCGCGGACGCGGCCUCCUCCUCCAGCAGCGCCGGCAAGGGCGCGGCGCAGAACCUGGUCACUUGCCUCUACCAGACGCAGCUCGCCGGCCGGCCCUGCGUCGUCUCCGUCACCUGGAGCAAGAGCCUCAUGGGGCAGGGCCUCAGCGUCGCCGUCGACGCCCUCUCCGGCCAGAGCCUCUGCAAGGCGGACAUCAAGCCCUGGCUCUUCUCCAAGAAGAAGGGCUCCAAGACCCUCGACGCCGACGGCGCCAAGGUCGACAUCUUCUGGGACCUCUCCGCCGCCAGGUUCGGCGCCGGGCCGGAGCCGCUGGAGGGCUUCUACGUCGCGCUGCUCUUCGACCUCGAGCUCGCCCUCCUGCUCGGCGACAUGAAGAAGGACGCCUACCGCAAGACCGGCGCCAACCGCCCGGCGCUCAACGCCGCCUUCGUCGCCAGGAAGGAGCACAUCUACGGCAAGAAGAUUUACUCCGCCAAGGCGCAGUUCUGCGACAAUGGCCAGUUCCACGACCUGGUGAUAGAGUGCGACACCGUCGGCCUCAAGGACCCGUGCCUCGAGAUGCGCAUCGACAAGAAGCCGGUGAUGCAGGUGAAGAGGCUGGCAUGGAAGUUCAGGGGAAACCAGACGAUCCUCGUCGACGGCCUGCCGGUGGAGGUGUUCUGGGACGUCCACAGCUGGCUCUUCGGGCCGACGACGACGAGCAACGCCGUGUUCAUGUUCCAGACAUGCCAGGCGCCCGAGAAGUCGAUGCCGUGGUCGUACUCGCAGAUUUUUAGGGAGUCUCAGCUGCAGGGCCUCGGCUUCUCGCUCAUCCUACAUGCAUGGAAGAUUGAGUAGGUGCUUGCAGAUCAUAAGUUGCUUCUGCGGCCGCCUCCUUCCCAGUGCUAACAAGAUGUUCCAUUCAGUGUCUGUCUCUUCUUCCGAGUGCUAUGGGAAGCUCCAAUAUAUGUUCUUUCAAUUUAUUCUAUUCCUUUUCGGUUUCGCCGUCUUCAUAAACGAUGUGUUUGAAUUGCCUGGCAAGUUCCAGUGAUAUCCCAGUCUGUUUUUGUCAUCUCUUCCCCUCCCCUGUGUUUGUGCCUCAAGUGAGAUCGGUUCCAAUGCUCCAAGUAGUUGAACUAUGGCAAUGUUCUAAGAAAGAAUGCUGUCAUGUGUGUAUACUGAAAGUUCAGAUUUAUAAUUUUUGUUUAUGGUAA